AAAGGUCAACAGAGUCUGCUCGAACUACCGAGCUCGAAAAGAGAACCAGAGUUCUCGAAAUGGCAAUGGGUAAAAUCCUUGCCCGCUUGAUUCCUGAUGACCCCCUAAUUCCUUUGCUAAACAGGGAUGCACAACCAGCUACGGUUGUUGCCACUCGAAACUCUCCCGCUCUGAGCAAUAUAAUAGUGCUGACCAAACCAAGUGGAAGUGGGAAGUUAAAUAACGAGCCUAGCUCUUCCAAACACAAUGAAGAACUACUCAAGCACGAGCUCGAGCUGCCAAGCUCAAAAGCACGGUGUAAAACUCAAGCACAAGCUGCUGAGCUCAAAGGCAUGAUGCAGAGCUCCAACGCGAUUUGCCGAGCUCUAAAGCAUGAUGAACUUGAGCACGAUUUGCCGAGUAUGAGAUGCCAAGUUGCAAGCAUCCUACCCGAGGUCGAGCUAAACGAUAUGGAGCAUGAGCUGCAGAGAUGCAAAUAUCCUACCCAAGGUCGACCUGAAAGAUAUGACAGGGCCGAGCAAGAUCCAAAUCUCCAUUUGGUGAGCUCUUACAUCAGUGUUUUCCUUGAGCUUGCCCCAAGACCUCGUCAACAGAUGAGCAGGGCCGAGCAAGAUCCAAAUCUACAUUUGAUGAGCAGGGCCGAGCAAGAUCCAAAUCUCCAUUUGGUGAGCUCUUACAUCAGUGUUUUCCUUGAGCCUGCCCCAAGACCUCGUCAACAUAUGAGCAAGGCUGAGCAAGAUACAAAUCUCCAUUUGCUUCUUGGUUCCAAGUUGUCACUCUCAGCUUUCUCAGCUUCUUGGUUCUCGGUUGUCACUCUUAGCUUCCUAGUUCCAGGUCGUUGCUCUCAUCUUAUAGGUUGGAAAUCUCAAAUCAAGUCAAAUGGACAAGUCAAGUCCACCAAUAAAAUCGUCUUGCGAGCCCUCAAGACACGUGUUUUAGCUGCACAUUCUAAUUGGGUUAACAAGCUCAAUAAAGUGCUUUGGUCAUGUCGCACUACACCCAGCUCGGCCUCAGGCGAAACCCCAUUCAAUCUUACCUAUGGAGCUGAGGCCGUCAUCCCUGUAGAGGUCGGAUUGCCAUCUGAUAGAGCAGGUCGGCACAACGAUCCUAACAAUGAGCAACUUUUAAGAGAGAAUCUAGACCUUGUGGAAGAGGUCAGGGAGAUGUUUCGAAUAAGAAACAUGGCGCAUCAAAGUCGUGUCACUAAUGCUUACUCGUAUAUGGGGAAACUUGCACCGAAAUGGGAAGGUCCUUAUAUGAUUAUUCAUGUUAAGCGACCUAGGUCAGCCAUAAGCUUCAGAGGUCGAGCACAAAGUGCAAAAAUCAAACACGAGCUGCCGAGGUCAACCAUGAGCUGCAAAGGUCGAGCACGAAGUGCAGAGCUCAAACAUGAGCUGACAAGGUCAAACACGAGCUGCAGAGCUCAAACACUUGCUGUUGAGGCCAAGCAUGAAGUACAGAACUUGAACACGAGGCGCAGAGGUCAAGCAUGAGCUGAAAGAUGUGCAGCACAAGCUGCAAGGUGUCAACACCCUCAAAUUAGAGAUCUUUUCAGAGACUCCAAAUUCGAAGUCUUUAAAGAUCAAGUCGUAACAAAUUGGAGAUUCACCU
Rubroshorea leprosula is the source of this 1611-nucleotide messenger RNA. The record is from the annotation of a GenBank genome assembly. Lineage: Eukaryota; Viridiplantae; Streptophyta; Magnoliopsida; Malvales; Dipterocarpaceae.